Medicago truncatula (barrel medic) is the source of this 1211-nucleotide messenger RNA. RefSeq names its product cytochrome b-c1 complex subunit Rieske-4, mitochondrial. The record is from RefSeq and is a predicted model, not a curated record. Gene Ontology annotation, cellular component: membrane. The coding region runs from base 106 to 927 and encodes 273 amino acids. Lineage: Eukaryota; Viridiplantae; Streptophyta; Magnoliopsida; Fabales; Fabaceae. Gene Ontology annotation, molecular function: quinol-cytochrome-c reductase activity; 2 iron, 2 sulfur cluster binding. The transcript has 2 exons.
GUAGUCAGAGACAUUUUUUCCCCUUUUUUCGAUUCUAAAAAUCGUUUCGUUUUGUGUAGAACGAACGAACAAAGCUCACAGCAAAGAAAGAGAACCAAGAAGAAGAUGUUGAGGGUUGCAUCUAAGAAGCUUUCUUCUCUCUCCGCAUCUCCCUCAUGGAGGUCUUAUCACGCCGCCUCCUCUUUUCUCUCUAAGAACCCCAUCCCACCGCCUUCUUCCACCUCCGAUCAACGCAGAUCUGACCCCUUUUCGAUCCACCCUGAAUUCUUUCUUCCUUUCAGAGGUUUUGCAACUGAGUCACUGAUCCACACAAAAGAAAACAGCAUUAUUCCUGAAAUUCCCGCAACUGUUUCAGCUGUUAAAAAUCCUUCUUCGAAGAUUGUAUAUGAUGAAUACAACCAUGAACGGUUUCCUCCUGGUGACCCAAGCAAGAGGGCAUUUGCAUACUUUGUCCUAACAGGUGGAAGGUUUGCUUAUGCCUCUCUGAUCCGUUUACUUGUCCUCAAGUUUGUGCUCAGCAUGUCCGCAAGUAAGGAUGUUCUUGCUAUGGCUUCACUUGAAGUUGAUCUGUCCAGCAUUGAGCCAGGCACUACUGUCACUGUUAAGUGGCGUGGAAAGCCAGUAUUCAUCAGGCGCAGAACAGAUGACGAUGUGAAGUUGGCAAACAGUGUUGAUGUUGGAUCUCUUCGUGACCCUCAGCAAGAUUCUGAAAGAGUCAAGAACCCGGAAUGGCUCGUUGUGGUUGGUGUUUGCACACAUCUGGGUUGCAUUCCCUUGCCAAAUGCUGGAGACUUUGGCGGAUGGUUUUGCCCAUGUCAUGGAUCUCAUUAUGAUAUUUCUGGCAGAAUUAGGAAGGGACCUGCACCAUACAAUCUGGAGGUACCAACUUAUUCAUUCUUGGAGGAAAACAAGUUGUUGAUCGGUUAAAGACCUUGGGCUGCUCACUAGUGGAAUGAGUCCAAAAUAUUUUUGAUUAUUUGGAUAAUGUCGAAAUGCGCCAUGGACAUACUUGGCCUGAGAAUCUUUAUUAUUUGUUAUGUUUUAGCAAGUGUUUAUGUAUCUCCGAAUUUCAAGUAUGUUUGGCGAGACUUGUAUCAAUAAUUGCCUGACUUUUUUUGUUUACAAUUUACAAAUGAAUUGUUUAAAAGCUGAUGACUUCAGGCACAUUGCAUUGUACUUUAAAUUAUCAUAUCAUAAAUUACAUUUGGAAA